This is a messenger RNA of Penicillium waksmanii, 1341 nucleotides long. RefSeq lists its product as uncharacterized. NCBI's taxonomy places the organism in Eukaryota, Fungi, Ascomycota, Eurotiomycetes, Eurotiales, Aspergillaceae. Bases 1 to 1341 code for a protein of 446 amino acids. The transcript has a single exon. The record is from RefSeq and is a predicted model, not a curated record.
AUGAACACUAGCAGCCCCCUGUUCGUGGCCCAAGAGGCUGUGUGCUUCUACCCAAUCAGCACUAUUUAUGACUCGUGUCCGCGAUAUUUAUUCUACGCCCUGCUUGCGGUCUCAAUCUUGACACGAUGGACUGGAUGGCUGAGCGAUGUAUUUUUGGGGGCCGCAGCGACGUACGCAGGAACUGCCUCUAUCCAAUCUUUUAUUCUCGUGUCGAGCCCACAAAAGUUCCAGCAGUUAUCCGAUGUCACAAUUCCAUAUGUCGCAGAGAAUACGACGCUUCAACAAAGCUUUCCUCAGAUAGUGACAGACACGAACAUUUUGUCGAUCUCCCCGGGCGCGCUCGAGCUUGAUGGCGAUGCUGUACUUGCUAUUGUCGUUACGGGUUACCUCGUCUUCUUGCCCCUGAUGUGUUGGUCACGAUACUUUUCUGGUCAUCAAAGAGCCCGUGCUCUUCUGUUUUGCUUAUGGAACCUUCUCAUGCUGGCCGGUGGAAUUUGCGCACUGGUAUACUCGAAACAAAAGUCCAAAACUCCGACCCAAUACAUGUUUUGCUAUCCCGAUCUUCCGCCAUUCGAUGAAACCUCUAGUGAUGGUUGGCAGGCAUCCUGGCGAACUUCGUCUUGGAAUGAAAGUGUAUGGGAAACCUUCUCGAAUAUAUCCCGAUGGAAUGAGCUCGGAGAUCUCUGCUUCAAUCCCUGUUUCAACUCUAGUCAGAUUCUGCGGCAACCUACCAGCUUAGAGUCUUGGGUUGCAACUAGAGAUUCAGAGCUUGACAACCCGAACAAAUUCAUCAAUAAGGUAAUAUAUUCAAAGCGAUACAUCUACAGCUUAGUUGGUCUAUCUGUUAUCCUCAACUUUGUUCAUCUCACGUUCAAAUGGCUACCAUAUCGCUCAAACAUUCCGUCGGCUCAGAUUAUCGUCAUCUGGAGGGAACGAAGGAACAUGUGGAACAGUUUCAAGGGUGACCUUCGUGAUGCUCUGUCAAAAUCAACCAGCGAGCUCACCUUGGAGAAAGGAAUGGAACGACCAUCCGCGAAAGCUCUUUCGAUCUGGAGGAAAGUCCGUCCAGCCUUAACUAUCCGCUUCAUCAAGGCCGCAAUCCGCGUCACCUUCGAUUGCCUGAUCCUUUUCGGGUUAUUGUUCAGCAUGAUAAUCAGUCCCUUUACGACCGUUGCGUUUAUUGUCUGGAUAGAGUGGUGGAUUCAUAACGAUGGGCCAGGGGGGUUCAAACCAAGAAUCGGAGCAGCAGGUAGGACAGUGGUCGUAUCUGGUCGGUAUCGCUUUGCUCAUAAUCUCGGCCGCAAUACUCGCCUUAAAAUAUCGAAUUGCAUCGACCUGUGA